CGCUGUACCGGAUAUUCUAUCUGACAAUGCUGUAGAUUCCUGAGCUCCCUACGAAAUGAAAGAGGUUCUGACUGGCAGUCAGUUUCAAGCACUCUCCUUGCAAUUUGCAUUAAGCUUGGCGUACAUUUGGAUUUUUUAGACGCCGUGUUGAGGCCCAGCAUCUGGUCCAAGCAGUCCGGUGGAUGUUUCCACACAUAUAACGAUGAAGGCGAAGUCGAGGCUAUCAGUGAGUCGUUUUAUCGUCGAUGUUUCCUCACUAACCAUUCUAGAUGGUUUCUACCAUUACUUCAACGAAUGGCACCGCAUCUACGCAAACCCAUCGCAGAGCAACUACGCAGCGGGCUGUGUCUUCCAAGACACCCUCGCACGCUCCCGCUCCGUCCAGGGCCUCCACGGAUCCGUGUCUCUCGACAUCGGCUACAUGGGGUCCGUCGGCUACGUGGCCCAGCGCAGCGCAGACAGCCAGGUGAUCCGGGCCAACGCCCCCAAGCUGGUGCCCAUCGAGACGGACGAGUUCCUCGAGAUCCUCGACCACUACUGCGACCCGGCCCUGCCGCCCCUCGACGAGACGCACAGCCAGCUGCUCAUCGGCGCCCGCACCGCCGGGGACUACACGGCGCGCGGCGAGGAGCCCGUGCCGGCGACGCUGCGGCCGCUCUUCGCGGGCUUCAACAACAACAACUCGCGGCACCACCAGGACACCACCAGACGCGCCGCCCGCGCCGAUGUCGCGGAGGAGGCCGAUCCCUCGCUGCUGUUCCAGCAGGCGGGCAGCGCGGAGGAGCGUCGCGCCGUCGUGACGGUAGCCCUGAGAGCCAAGGUGGCGCGGGCGCUGGGUGUCACCGUGGAGGACAUGGAUGCGGAGAAGACGUUGGCAGACUACGGCACCGACUCGCUCAUGGCUGUCGAGCUACGGAGCUGGAUGCGUAAGGACUUUGGGGCCAACGUUAUGGUAUUUGAUAUGAUGGGUGGGAAGUCGAUUAAGGCUGUGGGUGAAUUGGUUGUUGCGAAGGCGGGGGCUUGAGGCGGCUCCCUUCUAUGCUUCCCCCGCCAGCUUGCCUUCGCCUCUUCGGCUUAUAUUUUUUCAUCUAGCGUACACAACUCUCAAUUCUGACCACUAACGGAAGAAUGACGAACUAAUAACUAGAACUUACGGUGAUUCUUGUAAACAAUAACCUAACAGCCAGACCACAAACAAUUUUAUAACGCCGUCAUGAUUGAAUUAACGCCAUGGUACU
Molecule: messenger RNA, 1238 nt
Organism: Hyaloscypha bicolor E
Lineage: Eukaryota; Fungi; Ascomycota; Leotiomycetes; Helotiales; Hyaloscyphaceae
Exons: 3
Coding region: 203-1024 (273 amino acids)
Biological process (GO): fatty acid biosynthetic process; secondary metabolite biosynthetic process
Molecular function (GO): phosphopantetheine binding; fatty acid synthase activity
Source: RefSeq, a predicted model, not a curated record